Molecule: messenger RNA, 506 nt
Organism: Rhodamnia argentea
Lineage: Eukaryota; Viridiplantae; Streptophyta; Magnoliopsida; Myrtales; Myrtaceae
Product: cold and drought-regulated protein CORA-like
Exons: 2
Coding region: 75-470 (131 amino acids)
Source: RefSeq, a predicted model, not a curated record
GGUACGAAGAACACUUCUCUUUCUUGAGAGCUCUUCACUUGUUUUCGAGGGGACAGACAAAAAAGGGAGAACAGAUGAGUUCGAGAGUUUUCAUUUUGCUGGGUGUUUUGGUCGCUUGUGUUCUUCUCAUCUCCUCGGAGGUGUCUGCAAGAGAAUUGGCUGGGACUACGUCCAAGGAAGAACAUGGUGAGCUCUCCACAGAGACGAAUGAUGUAAAUGAUGCGAAGUACGGCGGGUACGGAGGAGGAUACCCGGGCGGCGGCGGUGGAGGAUACCAUGGCGGCGGCGGCGGCGGAGGAUACCAUGGCGGCGGCGGCGGUGGAGGAUACCAUGGCGGCGGUGGUGGAGGAGGUCACUGCCGCUACGGUUGCUGUGGUGGCAGAGGAGGAUACUACGGCGGAGGUUGCAGAUGCUGCACUUACGCCGGCGAGGCUGCUGAGACCAAGCCAGGAGAGAAACCUCAGAACUAGAAGAGCAACAACAAGGCCGGGCAUCGCAUGUGCAAU